AUGUUUACGGGCAGCAAAGGCAGUAUGAGUGGCACAGUCAGUGAAGCCCAGUCGGUCUCUAUCUCCAGAAGAACAGCCUGCCAUUACAUUACAACAGGCAUCAAUGUCGGCGUGGUAGCCUCAGGUCUCAAGAAAAGGCAGCCUAAUUCUCAGGCGUUGUUUCUCUCCAAAGCAACACACAGUCUCUUCAUCUCUUUACUCCUCCUUGCAUCCCUCUCCGCUGUUUCGCUCGAUCUCGUCGCCACCACCUCGUCUUGCACCCAACCCAAACCCGGCGAGUUGCCCGUUUCCUCCGCCAGCAAGAUGCCCAAGCUCAAGCCAAAAGCCAGGUCGCCGCCACAAGACGACAAUAAUAUAUUCUUCCUGCCCGAGGAAGGCUCCGACUUCUUCUCUGGCCACGUCCACCAGGAGGGCGGUGAAUCCGACUUUUACCAUGAGUCGGAGACCAACCUGCAGAAACCACUCGAGGAAUUGCUCGGCGACCAACCUGCCCAGUUCCAGCCACGAACCAACUGGUCCCAUUGGAUCUCCGACAACCCAACCCGGUUCCACGUCAGUCAAGCUGAAGACAAGUUCCUGACUGAAGUUUCCAAGGUUCCGCCACAACACGAUUUUGGCAACCUCCCACAAGCUUUCGGACGCCGCAGCUGGGAACAGCACUGCUGGGAUCUUUGGGGAACGUUCAAGAAGCUCCGUGGGAACACAAAGGCCUCCGACCGGGACCUGGAGCCGCUCAUGGCUAUCCUUACGUAUGGCAUGCAAGAUGUCGUGGUGGUUGCCCCCAAGCCCAUUACCAUUCAUGACGGCAAGGUGUUCAAGAACCCACCGCUCCACGCGGCGGGCUCCGAUCCGUUCCUCGCCGAAGGCGUGGAUCGGGUUCAUUGUUCGACAACAGCGUACGGUUCCCCAGACGAUAUGAAGCUCGCCUUGUUCAACAAACGCUUUUUGAUUGGGACAUUUAACUUUAACAACUACCACUGGACUUCAUUCGUGUGGGAUCGAACACCCGGCCAUCUGCUCAUCUACGACACGGAUUCCGCCAAUCGCGGGGGCCACACCAGAUCUGCGAUCCUUGCGUGGAGAGAAACUCUAGCUCACUAUGGGCUCCCCUACAACUUCAGCUUCUUCUCCUUUCCUGCAGCUGGUCAACUGGGUGAUUGGGAAUGCGGCUAUCUCGGUGUCUACCUUCUCUUUCUCCAGCUUCGGGGACUCACAGGGUUGAACUUUGAUCAACUUACAGCCGACAACUCGCCCCAGGCCAUUACGAUCGACGGUGCCAAGACCACUGCGGCAUUGAAACCACCCGCUCUACGAUUUCGCGACUGGAUCCUCGACUCCUAGAAGAAGACGAGAACGAAAAAGAUCGCCAAGAAAACUGCUCUUGCGAGAAUGAGGGACGUCCUGAGGGUCAUCAUCUUCAACGAGCUAGGAAUCUUUGACCUCAAGUACAUUGCCGACAAUGAGAUGCUCACAUCCCUCCCCAACAUCACAAAUAUGAAAUACACAACCUGCAUGGAGCC
Ilyonectria robusta is the source of this 1520-nucleotide messenger RNA. RefSeq lists its product as uncharacterized. NCBI's taxonomy places the organism in Eukaryota, Fungi, Ascomycota, Sordariomycetes, Hypocreales, Nectriaceae. The record is from RefSeq and is a predicted model, not a curated record. Bases 1 to 1341 code for a protein of 446 amino acids. The transcript has 2 exons.